AUGCAACGCCCCACAGGCUCCCAGGCGGUGGCCCUUCAAAACGCUCAGGAGGACAUCGACCGCAAGCGGCACAAGCGCGACCCCUUUGCCGCCAAGUAUGUCAGCCUGGCGACCAGCGAGUUUGGCGAGGCAGCAGUGCAGGCUGACGCGCGCCCCGAUGCCAGCCGCACUGCAGUGGAGGUGGCCGCUGCCAACGUGCACCUCAUCAAAACCAUGAAGAAUGCGCUGGUCAAGCAGACCCGGGAAGCUGUAAAGCGGGUGGCGCCGCCGCAGCGUGCUCGACUGGGCACCCGCGGCGGGCAGCGGCAGCAGGCGGCUGCCGUCGCUGCCGCUGCGGCGGGCGGGGCGGAAGGCGCUGGCGACGACGGCGGCGGCCAGGAUGCAGAGAACGGCGCCGGCGCAGCCUCCUUCUACCGUGACGACCUGCACCAGCAGUUCCAGCAGCUGCUGCAGGGCGGCCUGGCACUGGGGCCGGAGCUGGAGGACCUGCAAGAGCAGCUGCUGCAGGGGCAGGACGGCGCUGCCAGCCGGCUGCCGGAUGCUGAGCUGGCGCUUGAUGUGGAGGCCGAGCUGGCGCCGCCGCCGUUCGAUGACUUUCUGCUGCAGCUGUUCGGAGACGGCGAGGCGUUAAAGGAGCAGGAGGCUUCAGCUGCAGCGGCGCCGCUCAGCGAGGAGGCUGCAGCAGGCCUUGCAGCGGCCGUGGAUGCUCUGCACCGGCACACAGCGCAGCUGGAGGAGCAGGGGGUGCUGCCAUCGGCGGCUGGCUCUGCUGCCUGGCUGCUUCCAGACGGUUCUGAGGCACAGGGUGUAGCGAGCAUGGCGUCGCUGCCGCCCUACAUUCAGCAGGGGCAGGCUGAUGUGCCAGAGGGAUGGCAGCAGCCGCGCCUGCAGCAGCCGCAGCAGGAGGAUGCGCAGGUGCAUGCGUCCGGCAGUCUUCUGCACUGGACCGCCGAAGCAUUCGGGGGGGCAGGCAGCGAGGAUGCGAUUCAGGACGCCGAUGAUGGCGACGCUGGCUGGGCAGACUUCGAGGAGCAAAGCGGGCCAGGCGGCGGCUCUGCCCGGCACCGCAGGCCGCCCCAGCCUCAGCGCCCGCUGGUGCAGCUGCAGCUGCGGCGCCAGCCAGCCGCUGCCGGCGGUGUGUGUGUGGCGUUCGACGACGAGCAGCAGCAGCAGCUGAAGCCGCAAGAGCACCAGCGGCAGGAGGCCGACGUGGGUCAGACCAGACUGAGUGAGCAGCGUGAAGGUGGCGGCAGCCAGCCAGGCGUGGCAGCUGACGAUCCCUGGCUGGAGCUGGAGCAGAGCAGUGAGCCGGAGCGGCCGGGCCGGCAGCAGCCCUUCCGGGCUGAGGCAGCGGCGGCAGCCGGACAGCAGACACCAGGGCUGGCAGCAGGAGGCGGGCGGCGAGUGCCGACCUUUGCCGCCAGGCGGCAGCCGCUGGCGCUGAGCCAAUCCGACCAGCAGGCACUGCCUCAGGCCGCGACCUGCAUGCCAGGCAUCGAGGAUGACGAGGAGUGGGAUGGCGGCAUGCUCGAGCAGGUGGCGGCGCUGGAGCAGGCGGCUCUUCAGCAGCAGCAGCAGCAGCGGCAGCGGAGGGCACCUGUGUUUCGCAACCGCGCCUUCACGCAGCAGCCGCUGCAGCCCGGGGUGUGGCCUGGUGGCGGUGGUGGUGGCAGCGGGGCUGGUGCCUCUGAGGGGAUUGAGGAGGCUGACUCAGAUGGCGAGCUGGCACCAGGACCCUCAGCAGCAGCUGCGGCUGCCAGGCGGCCGCCCAGGGCAGCGGCUGUGCCUGUGCUGGGCAGGCGGGCAGUGCUACCGCUGGCUGCCGGCGCCGCCGCGCCAGCUGAGGAGCAGCAGGCUGAGGAGGGGCAGGCGGGCCCGGCCGAGGAUGCAGCAGCGCCUGCCACUGGCGGUGAUGGCACGGCAAUGCAGCAUGUGAGGUCCCAGCUUCGUGGCCCGGCGCCUCGAGCAGCGGCAGUGGCGGCUGAGGCGGCGGCUGGUGAUGACGGCCAGAUCCUGCACAUCGACUUCUCUGCCAUUGACCUGGAGGCUUUCCGGCCCAGCGUGCUGCUGCAGCAGCAGGCGGGCGGCAAGCCCAGGUGGAAGCCCGUGUUUGAUCCAGAUACCCUGCUGCUGCAGCCGCUGCGGGCCGGCCUGGCGCCGCCACCCACCCUCGCGGCGCGGUCGGCAGGGCCUGCCAGCGCUGCUGCGGCUCAGCAGCUUGUGGCGGGGCUCACUGCUGAGGACUUGGCUGGGUGGGACGACUGGGAUGAUGACUGGGGAGAGGCGGCCGCAGGUGGCGGCCCCACCGGCAGCCCGACAGGCGCCGAUGCUGCUCUUUGCGCUGCUGCCGGGCAGCACGGCGGUGCCAACUUGUGCGGCGGGCAACACGCCAUGCAGCAGCACAGGCGGCAGCAGGGGCAGGAGCAGGAUGAGGUGGCUGUGGAAUGGGAUGAGCUGCCGGCCCCGCCAGCUGUUGAGGAGGACUGGGAGGCGCCAGCACAGGAGUUGAAGGCGGCAGCAGUAGCCUCGCCGGCAGCUGGCGUGCGGUUUCAGGAGGAGGUGGUGCAGGUGUGCUUUGACUACUAUGAUGAUGGCGGAGAGUGGGAGGAGGAACAGGCAGUAAGUGAGCCAGCGCAGGCAGUCUCGCAGGCGGCACGGCAGGCGGCUGGCGGCGCAGCUGCUGCCUGCGGCAGCGGCUGGUUCUGGCAGCAGGAGGAGCAGCAUGCCCCAGACGAGCACUGCAGCUGGGGAGUUGAGCAGGCACAGCAGCAGGUGCCUGCAGCAGCUGGCGGCCCAGCAGACGUCUGGGCCGAGUUUGGGGCCCCACCAGGCGACAGCAGCUGCGCCCAGGCGGCAGCGGCAGCUGCGCCGCAGGCGGCAGUGAGCAACGAGGAUGUGACUUGGGGGCAUGAGGCUGGGGAGGGAACAGGCGGCACUCCAGUGGCCUCUCCUGCCAGCACAAACGCUGUCGCCGUGAGCAUGUCGCUUGGCAGCCCGGCUGUGGAUGAUGUGGCGGCGGAGGCUGAUGCGGGCAUAGGCGACUUUGGUGGAGGCUGCUGGGGCUGUGACAUCGAAUGGGAGGACGGCAGGGGGGCAGAGGAGCAGGGGGCAGCUAGCUGCCAUGUGGAGGCCCUUGUGCAGGGCGGCGGCGACCGCGGGGAGCGCAGAAAUGUGGAGGCCGAGGGUGAGACAGCCGUGGCAGCUGCCGCGGCUGGAUCCGCGGCAGCAGCAGAGCAGAUGCUGGCUCUUGAUUGGGAGUAUGACGAUGUGGCUGAGGAGGCUGCCGAGGCAGACGCUGCCACAGGCAGGAGCUUCCUGGCUUUGCUGCAGGAGCGGCGGCGCGCUCGGGUGGACCUGCAGCCGCUGCUGCCGCAGCUGAGCCAGCGGCUGGGAGCGGCCCUGGCGGCGGGCGGCCCCGGUGGCGGCGGCGGCGGCAGUGGAAGGGCGCUGCUGUCGGCUGUGCGGCGGGAGUGCCUGCAGAGCGGCGUGCAGGGCACCCAGGCCAGCACUGAGCGCUACCUCAUGGCGCUCCUCACCGCCGCCAACCAGCACAACGCGGGAGGUGUCGCCGCUGCCGAGGACCAGCAGGCAGCACAGGCUGGCGGCAGAUCGGGAGCGGCGGCAGGAGCGCUGGCGGCGGCGCUGGGGGGAAAGCAGUUGCGGCUCAGCGCGCCACCUGGCGCAAGCGACGUCUUCAUCGCAGCCAUCUGA
This is a messenger RNA of Chlorella variabilis, 3711 nucleotides long. RefSeq lists its product as hypothetical. The transcript has 13 exons. Lineage: Eukaryota; Viridiplantae; Chlorophyta; Trebouxiophyceae; Chlorellales; Chlorellaceae. Bases 1 to 3711 code for a protein of 1236 amino acids. The record is from RefSeq and is a predicted model, not a curated record.